Molecule: messenger RNA, 470 nt
Organism: Zingiber officinale
Lineage: Eukaryota; Viridiplantae; Streptophyta; Magnoliopsida; Zingiberales; Zingiberaceae
Product: protein TIFY 5A-like
Exons: 2
Coding region: 42-470 (142 amino acids)
Biological process (GO): regulation of defense response; regulation of jasmonic acid mediated signaling pathway; response to wounding
Cellular component (GO): nucleus
Source: RefSeq, a predicted model, not a curated record
UCAUCUAUUUCUUCUUCAUCUUCUACUACGAAUCGAAUUGAAUGGAAGAAGAAGAGAACGGGGAGGUUUGUGACACAGAGUUGUGCCUCAGCCCCAUCGGCCAGCGCCGGAGUUCGAGAAGAGGGAAAGCUCCAGAGUUGAAGCAAGAGGACGACGGCAACAUCACUAUAUUUUACGAUGGAAGGAUUAGCAUAUGUGAUGUUACAGAAAUCCAAGCAAGAGCUAUUAUAAGCAUGGCAAAGGAGAUGGAGGUGGAAAUCAAAAACAACGAUAACAAGAGCAGUGAUACAUUGGAACGUUUGCAAGUCCCUUGCGGAUCAAACACAACAGCAUCAUCUAUGGCAAUGGUGACAGUGGUGCCGUCGCUGUUGCUGAACCAAAGGCCUUCGAUGAAGCGAUCACUGCAGCAGUUUCUGCAGAAGAGGAAGACGAGGAGGAGCCUCCAAGUCUCAUCGCCUCCCUAUCAGUAA